This is a messenger RNA of Prorocentrum cordatum, 1415 nucleotides long. NCBI's taxonomy places the organism in Eukaryota, Dinophyceae, Prorocentrales, Prorocentraceae. The record is from the annotation of a GenBank genome assembly.
CCGGGAGCCGCUUUGGCUCUCAAGCCCGCCCGCCCGCCAGGGAGCCCCCCCCGCGGCAGGCCGCCGCGUGACUAUAGCAGGCCCGCGCCGCCCCUCGCGAGCCGCAGCCUCCGAGGCAUGGCGCCCGCGGGCCCGCGAUCGCCGCGCCGCGGCUCCCGGGGCCUGCCGCUGCUCGUGCUGGCGGCGUGCUUCGUCGUCCAGUACGUCUCGUGGGCCUUCCCCGGCGCCGCCCGGGCCGCGGUGCCCUCGCCCAAUCCCGAGGGCGGCGGCUUCAUGACGAAGGUGAUCGGCGCCGCCGCGCAGGGCGCCACCGCGGCCUUCGUGGCGGCCAUCCUCUCGGCGGUGACGGAGCCGCUCGUCAACCGCCUGCUCGUGAAGCGCAUGACCUUCGCGCAGGCCUACGCGGAGGUGAACUUCGCCAUCGUCAGCAAGUUCUUCCUGACGACCUUCCCCACCAACAUGCUGAAGUUCCCCGUCUUCGAGGUGAUCAACAUCAUGCUCUCCUUCACGAGCCUCUCCGGCGGGAUCCGCGGCAUGAUCAACGGCUUCCUCUUCUGCACCAUCAUGUUGCCGGUGACGAACUAUCGCUUCCGGAAGAGCAUGGGCUGGGAGAUCACGCUGCCUGCGCUCUACCAGGCAUACGUGCCCACUGUGGUCCGUGACAUUGUCUACGGCUGGUCCCGAGGCUUCGUCGGCGGCGCGAUGUCCGACGUCGCGCUCCCCAAGGAGAUCCGCUUCGGCAUCACCGUCUUCGCCGCGUGCAUCAUCUCGUCCCCUGGCAACGAGUGGCGCGGGUACACCCUCCAGCCCAAGGAGAAGAAGCUGCCGUUCGCCGAAUACUUCAAGCCGAUCAACUACGCGCGCUCCACCGGCGUCGGCGCCACCAUCAUGGGCGUCGCCCUCGGUGUGGGCAUGUUCGUCACGCCAUACGUGGAGCAGCUCGUGAGCUUCCUCGGCACACUGAUCUGAGGCGGCGGCCCAAGGCAGACAGACGGGGGCCAAUGCAACUGAGGUCAGCCAGAGCGCUGGAUUUUGCAGGAUCCUGCAAAGCCAGGGUUGCAUUGACCCGGGCUAGCGCGCAGGAUCCUGCAAGAUCAUGCAACUCCUGUUUGACCCAGGUUUGCACUGACCAGGGUCAGUAGAUGCCCGAAGUCUGCAACCGCUUGCGAACCAUGCGGAUCUGCGCCGGGCGGAAGAGGCCGACGGCAAGAGCACGCCCCAGCCAGGAUUGUUGGUCUGUCCAUGUCAGCCGCUUGGAGCUCCCCCGCGCACUGCUGCAAAUUCAAUAGAUUUUUAUUCAGCGCUGAUGUUGCUUCCCGCAACAAUUUUCGAGUCAAAGCGCGAGACUUUUGGCAAGUAGUUUAAACAUUGGUCACGCCAUCGUGUGAAGUAUGCAUGGGGAAAGAGAAAAAAGG